Messenger RNA from Microstroma glucosiphilum, 656 nucleotides. RefSeq lists its product as hypothetical. Bases 137 to 490 code for a protein of 117 amino acids. NCBI's taxonomy places the organism in Eukaryota, Fungi, Basidiomycota, Exobasidiomycetes, Microstromatales, Microstromataceae. The record is from RefSeq and is a predicted model, not a curated record. The transcript has a single exon.
GACGGACACUGACCACGAAGGGAACCGCUGAUACUCUCGAUAUCUGCAAGUAAAGCUGUGAGUCACAGAAUCUCGGUCAAGGGGCAGCGUAGAAGUGACAAGGGGUCGAAACCCCUGAGCACAUCCCUCGGCUGCGAUGGCGAGGCGUGUGCGGCUGCAGUGGACCCCUUCCAUGGAAGUUGCAAGGCAUGACGAGCCCGACUAUGUUAAGUCGAGGUCAAUGUAUACUAAUCUCUCUAUCCUUUUCCUCUUCCUACCUCUCUCCCACUUACCUUCUGGUCCACUUCCCUCGCCCUCUCACCUCCGACUAUAUUUGCUAUGCCUAAUACAUCAGCCGUACCCUUGCACAUCAAGACCGGCAGUUCCUCCUCCUCUUCCACUAGCUCCUCCGCAUCUUCCAAGCCCAAAGUCAGCUCACCGAAGCAGCCUCGUCUUCGAGGAGCAGGCUCAGGAUUUCGUGGAGGAGCAGGAGGAUCCCCAUCGCCGCUGAGCCCUUCGCUUCCUAGCACAGCCACCUCCUUGGUCAAUAGCAUGAAUUUCAUAUUCAAGUCAAAGAGUAGGACACCUGCUGAGCUCGUCAAGAACAUCAGAGAUGCUAUUCGAAGGCUGGAAUCGAGCAGUGCUAGCCAGGAGGCACAGCGGAAGGUGAGCUGACU